AUGUGCUACAAUCCUCCAGAAGGUCUCAUGAUUAUGUCCGACCAGCAUAAGAGUAUCGAAAAUGCUAUUAGGUCUGUCUAUCCAAAUGCAACGCAUGGAUUGUGUUAUCACCACUUGCAUAAAAAUUUGACACAAAUUGGCAAGGAAGCAUUAAUUCACUUCAAGAAUGCGGCAUAUGCUUAUCGAGUUGAAGGUUUUGGAAAAUUCUUUUCGGAGUUGGAGUUGCAAAGUCAUAGCGCUCAUACGAGGCUUUCCCUUAUUGGGGUUGAGAGGUGGUCUAGGUCGAGAAGUCCAGUACCUAGGUAUAGUUUCAUGACCUCUAAUGUUGCUGAUGUCUUGAAUUCUCGUCUAUUGUGGGCAAGACGUUUUCCAGUAUCCUCAUUGCUUGAGACUUUUCGUACUAUUGUGGAAAAAUGGUUUGAUGAGAGAUGGGCCAGCGCUAUGUCCAGACAACAUGAGUUGACAGAGGCGGCUUACAACAAGCUGACGGUGCAAGUCGAACUCGAUCAUCACCUAAGAGUGUAUGAAACCACUACACAUGUUUAUAAGGUCGAAGAGGAAAAGAGAAUUCACCAAGUUGACCUUGUGACUCGUACAUGCGAAUGUCGUGAGUUUGAUGAGGAUAAGAUUCUAUGUCGUCACGAUGUUGCCGCUAUUAGGUAA
Molecule: messenger RNA, 663 nt
Organism: Salvia miltiorrhiza (redroot sage)
Lineage: Eukaryota; Viridiplantae; Streptophyta; Magnoliopsida; Lamiales; Lamiaceae
Exons: 1
Coding region: 1-663 (220 amino acids)
Molecular function (GO): zinc ion binding
Source: RefSeq, a predicted model, not a curated record